CGGAUCCACGAUUCAGUCCCAGACCUGACCUUCAAGCGUGCGGAGCCCGAGAGAGGGAGAGACCGAAAGAAAACACAACAACACAUGCACACACAGAACAACACUCCUGCCCCGGUUCUGUCCUCCUCUGACUGACCCAGAGCCAGCUCCCAGACAGACACGUCGUCGCACACUUUGGACUAUAUUUUUUUGGAGCGAUUGACGACCAGGAGACGCGCUUGGUGUGCAGAAAAACACAGUCCUCAACCGCACAAAGUUAUUUUUUUCUUCUUUGAGUUGAAGACUCUUUCCUCCGUUUCGGUUUCCUCGGCUGCUGCGGGGGGUUGAUCUGAGAGUCUGGGUGCGUCGCGGUGCCUCCGAGCCCGUCGGACGCGCAGAGAGACCGAGGGGCUGCGGGGAGAGGAGAGAGCGAGGCGCGGGGCGGUAUAUGGAAGUGGUGGGCUGCAAGGCAGAGGUAGGCAGUCGCACGUUGCGCCCGGGACCCGGAGCUAUGCUUUUCCACGGGAUCUCCGGGGAUCACAUCCAAGGCAUCAUGGAGGAGAUGGAGAGGCGGUCGAAGACAGACUCGCGCCUGGCAAAGGGUAUGCAGCUCAACGGGAGAGACGCGACAAUGCCCUCCAUGAGCCCGGAGAAGCCGGCCCUGUGUGCCGGCUGCGGGGGUAAGAUCUCGGACAGGUACUACCUCCUGGCCGUGGACAAGCAGUGGCACCUGCGCUGUCUCAAAUGCUGUGAAUGUAAGCUCGCGCUGGAGUCGGAGCUCACGUGCUUCGCCAAGGACGGCAGCAUCUACUGCAAAGAGGAUUACUACAGAAGGUUCUCCGUGCAGAGGUGCGCGCGCUGCCACCUCGGCAUCUCCGCGUCGGAGAUGGUGAUGCGCGCGCGCGACUCCGUGUACCACCUGAGCUGCUUCACGUGCACCACGUGCAACAAGACGCUGUCCACGGGCGACCACUUCGGCAUGAAGGACAACCUGGUGUACUGCCGGGGCCACUUCGAGACCGGGGGGGCCCCGGGGGCGGGGGACUACCACCCGCAGCUCAACUACGCCGAGCUCGCGGGCAAGGGCGGCGGCGGCCUCGCGCUGCCCUAUUUUAACGGCGGCACCGGGACGGCCCAGAAGGGGCGGCCCCGCAAGAGGAAGAGCCCGGCCAUGGGAAUCGACAUAGCCGGCUACAACACAGGCUGCAACGAGAACGACGGCGAUCACCUGGACCGCGAUUCACAGUCCUACCCGCCGUCGCAGAAGACCAAGCGCAUGCGGACCUCCUUCAAGCACCACCAGCUCCGCACCAUGAAGUCCUACUUCGCCAUCAACCACAACCCAGACGCCAAGGACCUGAAACAGCUGGCCCAGAAAACAGGCCUCACCAAGCGAGUGUUGCAGCAUCUGGUGCUUCUUCGGAGAGCAGAGAGUGCAGUGCACUGUACACAGGAACCACCGACAACACGGGAAGCAGGAACAGCAGCGACCACAUAAAAGGAGAGGGGAUUCUUUGUAACAUGCUCGACAGCCCGGCAGCCCGGCUGUGCACCACUUAGAGACGUGGAGAUCUUUGUGGGGUUUUUUGCUGGGACGUUUUUUGGAAGUGGACGGCACUAGAAAUGUUGGCUCUGAAGAUUUUCAAUGGAGAAAGCGCCCCUCCCCCCCUAAUCAGUAUCUGGAAAAGUAGAUAAUUUUUGCUAAGUGAAAUUGUAAUUUGUACAUUUUGAUUUGACAUAUAAAAUGACCCCAUUCUUACACGCAAUUAAUUGAAGAAAUAUGAAUUCACAUUUGUUUUAUCCCCAGAAAUCUGUAUUUAUAUGCACUAUGUACGCACUAUCCAACUUAGAGAUAAAUCUUUUUUUUUGUUAUGUUUUCAUUCUUUGUUUUUUUUCUGGAAAUCUUUUUUUUUAAAUCCAACUGUAGAAUGUUUCUAAGGCUAAUUUACAGAAAAAAAAAAAAGGCUUUAAUAAGUGCAGAAUGUCUAUAAGUCUGAGUUGGAGGGCUUGGAUUGUAAUCGGGAUAUCACACGCAAAUCAACAAGUAAUUACAUCCAAAACAUUCACGCUAAAUGCUAAAGACGCAAACGUACAUUGUGGUGUCGGACCGCCACACCUCUACUGUGAUACUAAGAGAACGGAGUCGUGUUCUGUACAGUGAUAACUGUUUAACAUGUCAUGCGGUCUUACUGUCUGACCAUUAGGAAUCUGAUUGGCUCCUCAGCACGGUUGUAAAUGAUUGUUUUUCUCUUCCUGGUGGAGCACUUUUAAAAGAUGUGUUGGCUGCCUAGACGAACAGUCCGACGGAUCCAACACUGAACAUGUCGAUAGAGCUACAGAUAGAUUCAAUCCACGCUGACAAUACACUGCCCGAUGAAAAAGUGCAUUAUUGUUAUGAUCAUGUUGCUCAGGGUAACGCUGUGUUUUUAUAAAAAGGGAAAAGGUGUGUGUGUGUGGGUGUGGUGUAUGUGUGUGUGGGAGUGUAUGUGUGUGGGUUAGUGUGUGUGUGUGUGUGCGAGCAGGUGUGCGUGAAGGAGGUUAAAGGUUAAGAUGCUGCAGUGUUGCGGACUGGAUCUUAGAGCUGAACGAGAGAUUGAAAUGACCUCAGAGAGGUGGAGUCCCAUUAAGUAAACAGUAAGAACCAGUAAGCCAGAGGGAAACCAUUGUCCAUUUCGGCCAUCUUUCUACUUUCUUUAACAACGCUUGUCACUGAACAGACCAAAACGAAAGCUCAACAAACAACCAACAAAACAAACAAACAAAUAUCCGUCAACUCGUUGGAAGUUGGAUGAAAAAAUAGGGCGUAUUCCAACGAGGCUAGAUGCAUUUCAUUUUAAGUGUCACAGUUUGUUCUAUUGUAGAACAAAGCGGUACUCUAGAUCUACUUAAGUAGACGCUUAACUCAGUUCUACUAUGUGCCUUAUGCUAUAACCUUGGAGAAAGUUUGUGAAAUUCAGGAUCUAUGUGUUCUUUGUUAACUGGUUCACAUCCUUUUGACGCCUCACUAGUUUUGUACUGUUUUUGCAUCUUAUUUCUGAAGAUCUUUUUAUGGUGUAUUCUGUUUAAAAAAUAAAAGAGGGCAGCGAUGUCAUGGAAGCAUUUUGUGCACUCUUUCAGAAAUAGUUGGGUAAUCCCAGACCUUAUAUAUUGAUCUUCGUGUUAAUAGUUGAGUACAGUAAGUGUUUUAUCAAGAUUGUCCAUGUUUCCCUGUUUCUUGAUAAAGAUGGUGUAUAGAAACUAUUUCCCCUUAAAUAUUUAUGGACCAAACGGUUGUUAUAUAUCUUAUUAAAUUUGUGUGAAUAAAAAGUACUUUGCUUUA
Gadus chalcogrammus (walleye pollock) is the source of this 3298-nucleotide messenger RNA. It is a transcript of the gene lhx9, whose product is annotated as LIM homeobox 9. Gene Ontology annotation, cellular component: nucleus. Gene Ontology annotation, molecular function: RNA polymerase II transcription regulatory region sequence-specific DNA binding; DNA-binding transcription factor activity, RNA polymerase II-specific. The record is from RefSeq and is a predicted model, not a curated record. Bases 428 to 1477 code for a protein of 349 amino acids. The transcript is spliced from 5 exons. NCBI's taxonomy places the organism in Eukaryota, Metazoa, Chordata, Actinopteri, Gadiformes, Gadidae. Gene Ontology annotation, biological process: neuron differentiation; regulation of transcription by RNA polymerase II.